Molecule: messenger RNA, 3412 nt
Organism: Daphnia pulicaria
Lineage: Eukaryota; Metazoa; Arthropoda; Branchiopoda; Diplostraca; Daphniidae
Product: mitochondrial basic amino acids transporter-like
Exons: 7
Coding region: 521-1894 (457 amino acids)
Biological process (GO): mitochondrial L-ornithine transmembrane transport
Cellular component (GO): mitochondrion
Molecular function (GO): high-affinity L-arginine transmembrane transporter activity
Source: RefSeq, a predicted model, not a curated record
UCGCGUGCGUGGUGCAGGUUCAAUUCUCUUUUUGUGGGACUGUCGCAGUUUCGCGCGUAGUUGUUGUCAGUGUUCAGCCAUUUGGGCCCCUCCAGUUCAUUGCACAAAAUCUUCUGUUAGUAACAAAGCCAGCCAGCAGUGUGUGUGUGUGUCUUGGGCCACUGGGCCCUCAUUGAUUCUGUUUAUUUGUCAACUGCAAAUUUAGUUGUCUGCUCGGUUGUGUUUCGAUUAUAAGGUUAUAUGGCGCAUAUAUAUGGUGCGUGGAACACACAAUGGUGAGAUGGAGAAUCGCGAUUUUACACUGACGGCCGGCAUUCCGUCCCAGCUGCAGGAGCAGGGAGUCUCAUUCAAAAGUCGUCCGUGCCUUCGCUUCAGUCUCGCCUAAGAGGUAGUAGCUAGCGCCUAUCAACCAGCAGCACACCGGCCAGCAGACCGCACCGUCAAGGUCGAGAGCUCGCUGGGCAGAGAAGGGCGGACCACCACGCCAUCACCACCAAUCCAACAACCUGUGCUUGUCGUCAUGGCGCUCGAUUUUUUGGCUGGCUGCAUCGGCGGUUGCGCCGGAGUGGCCGUUGGCUACCCGUUGGACACUGUCAAGGUUCGGUUGCAAACGCAGGAUGCGAGAAAUCCUACCUACCGUGGAACUUUCCACUGCCUGCAGACUAUCGUGCAGCAAGAGUCGGUGCGAGGCUUGUUUAAAGGGAUGUCAUCACCCAUGGCCAGCGUGGCCGUCAUCAACGCCAUGAUCUUUGGCGUGUACGGAAACGUCCAGCGACGGCUGAACGAGCCCGAGUCGCUCCGCUCUCACGCCCUGGCCGGCUCGGUGGCUGGACUAGUCCAGAGCUUCGUCUGCAGCCCGAUGGAGCUGGUGAAAACCCGCAUCCAAAUCCAAGAGCAAGUCUGCACCAACGGUGUCCAGCUGUACAAGGGGCCAGUGGACUGCGUCCGCCAGAUCUGGAAGGCCGAAGGGAUCCGGGGCAUUUUCCGCGGAUUAAACAUCACCAUCGCCAGAGAGAUUCCGGCCUUUGGUCUCUACUUCGCCAGCUACGAGGCCAUGACUCGGCGCAAAGAUGCCACCCAGCCGCUGGGCACGUUUCACAUGCUGAUGGCCGGAGGAGCCGCCGGAGUCGUUUCCUGGCUCUUCACUUAUCCCAUCGACUUUCUCAAGUCUCGUCUGCAGGUGGACGGUCUGGCCGGCGAUCGGGUCUACAAGGGAAUAGGCGACUGCAUCGCCAAGACGUACAGGAGCGAAGGCAUUCACGGAUUCUUCCGCGGGAUGCCGACGACGCUGAUCCGCUCCUUCCCCGUCAACGCCGUCACCUUCUCCGUCGUGACGUGGAUGUUGCGCUGCUUCGAUCCGUCGCCGGAGAGCAGCAGCGUCACCUACCAGGACGCCUCCACCCUGCAGAGGCCGGAAUCGCUCGUCGCCCACGCCGAUCACCACCACAUGCUGAGCCGGAUGCGAGACCAGAACGAGUGGCUGGCCGACUUCCAGUGGAAGCCGCUGGCCCCAGUGCAGCUCGUGUUGGGCGGCGGCCCGGCUUCGGUCGGCAUCCGCAACUACACGAUUCACUGCCGCUGCAACGACUGGUUGAACGGCGCCGUGAGUUCUCUCGUUCAUUUGAGUCAAGUGCACAACAUCGGCGCCGUCGGCUGGCCCACAGAUCCAGCAGCAGCAGCAGCCAACUCUGCAGUGGAGAAACAGGCCGGCCUGUUGUUGGGCUGUCGCUGCGAAGAAACGGACGAAAAAGACAACACACGUCCGCCUGCUGUCCAGCACGUCGUCAGUCCACAACCAACAACUGCUGCCGAUUCGUCUUACGCAUCUGCAGCGGCGGCGGCCGUGGCCGUCUGUUCGGCCGUCUGCUGCCCGGCCGUCGAGGAGCUGGCCUAGUCCAGUCCAGCGUUUCCUAUCAAAAAGCCACUGAUCACCACAAGUUGAACUUUGUUGUUUAGUCUCUCCUAGUUGUUUUCUUCUCACGAUCGACUAAUUGCAUUCGAGUGGGCGUGGUGUGUUUUAAUUCAAUCGACACAUUUUUAUGUUUCAGAUUUUUCUUCUUUUCUCAUCCAGCUCUUUUUUCUAUACUUCCUAUACUCUCCUUUCUAUUACUACAAGACAAAUUUCUAUGUAUAGAAUGCCUCUGAUUUUUGUACACCAAUUUUUGAUGGAAAUCCCUGUUACCUUGAGCGUUAUGUUGACAUGCGUGUGCAAUAGGAAAUGAUCUUAUAACCAGUGCAGAGCUAUAGGAAAGUAACGAUUAAAUAAGUGUGUCACAGGCCGAACGAUUCAAUUCACUUUUGGCCUUGAGUGCUGUGCUGUGUGUGCUGUGCUGAUGGUGUAUACGUGCAACGUGUAUAACUAGUGCAAGGCACAGCGUCGCCAAACACGCGAGAUUGAUCCUACUAUAUUUCGACUCGAUGACGUGCACUGUUCGGCGUACGUGGUUCGUUCUCUGACUCCUAGAGUGAAUUACUGAAUUCUUUUUCUAUUCUCUUCUUGCCUUAAUAUCUUUGUGCUCUGUUAUAUUAUCAUAUUAUAUUAUGGUUUUUUUUUCUUUUUCCGGUUUUUCUCAUUAUGUGUUGGUUAUUAAUUAUGCGGUCCGUUCAUCAGGUGUCAAUGCUCGGGCUGUGAUUUUUUCUUAUCUCCAUACAUUUACAUUUCUGCCCAUUCCCCGUUCGUUGUUCCCUGCUGGUUUUCAUGCUGCCGUUUCCAUCGAUUUCUUCCAACACCACCAAAACUAUCUGAAACAUGUUUUUUCGCGCGAAAUUCAAAUGUUGUUACUUGCAUUUGAAUUCAGUUCCGUCUUUAUAUUUUAAUUUUGUAUAUCGUUAUCAACCUCACUGAAUGACGACGGGUUCGAACUCUUUCAUUGAUUAUUAUUAUAUGAAAUUCUAUUUUCUCAGUUGGACUUAUUAUAUAUUGCCCUAAUUCAAUGUGAAAUACCAGUCCCAUGUAACUGACGCGGCGCACUAUAUUUUAGCUUCACCUAACAUAUAUAUAUGAUUCGUUCAGUUCGUGUGCAUCUUUUUUGUUUUUGGCAAAAUUUCUAUGUAACGUGCCUUUUGAAAUGUACGGCCAUUUUAUUAUCUCUCCCCCACAAAAAAAAAAGAAAAAAAAAAGAAAAAAAGAAAAAAAAACGAAUAAAGUCAAAAAUACAAAAAAAAUUAAAAAUUACUCAUUCAAAUUCAAAUUAUGAUUUAGAGAUUUGUAUUCGAAAUCAGACUUCAAACGUGUACACUUGUAUCAUUUUUUUGUCCUUGAAAUGUUUAGAAAAAUGGUGAAAAAAGGAUAAACAUUUGAUGUGUGAUGGAAUGAAUGACGCAAGUGCUUCUGUUCUACAUAAUUGUGUGGGGUGGUUAUACUUGUAAAGUUUGUUAUUAGUUAUAUUAAUUACAUGAAGAACACCUGCUA